Spinacia oleracea (spinach) is the source of this 1035-nucleotide messenger RNA. RefSeq lists its product as uncharacterized. Bases 1 to 1035 code for a protein of 344 amino acids. Lineage: Eukaryota; Viridiplantae; Streptophyta; Magnoliopsida; Caryophyllales; Amaranthaceae. The record is from RefSeq and is a predicted model, not a curated record. Gene Ontology annotation, molecular function: nucleic acid binding; zinc ion binding. The transcript has a single exon.
AUGGCAGCUAAUGACAACUAUCACCCAGGUGGUCGGAAUAGUGCUAAAAAGGGAGGUAAAUAUAAUGUUGAUGCUUUAACCAUGUUGACUAGUACUGUGCAGGCACUAUCUCAAAAGUUUGAUCAAUUUCAAACUGGGUCAUCUACGGUAGCUUCAUGUGAAGUAUGUGGAAUACAGGGACAUAUUGCUAAUGAUUGUCAAAUCAAUAAUGUUGGGUUGACAAUUGAACAAGCCAAUGCUCUUUACAACAACAAUAACCAGAGACGGCCAUUUGAUCCUUAUUCCAAUACAUACAAUGAGGGGUGGAAGCACAAUCCUGCAUUCUCCUACAAGAACACUGAGAAACAGCUAAAUCCACCACCACCACGCAACAACUUCAAUCAACCUCCAGGUUUUCUAGCUAGACCACCUUUCAACCCACAAUCCUUCAAUCAACAGACCCCUCCACAACCAAAGUCCAAUUUGGAAGCUAUGGUUGAGUCUCUUGCUGCCUCACAGCUUAAGCAACACAAGUAUUGGGAAGGGCAGAUGAAGCAAAAUGAGUUCCUCUCUACCUCAUUCAACAAAUUCAAGCUCAUGGAGAGUCAGGUAAGCCAACUUGCUCACCAAGUGGGUCAAUCCUCAAAAAUUCCAGGCCAAUUUCCUGGAAAUACUGAGCAACCACCUAAGGAUCAGAUGAAUGCUGUGACUUUGAGGAAUGGUAGAGUGUUAGAAGAGCUUCCACCAAGGGUACCUCAAAAGAAAGUGAUUGUGGUAGAAGAAGAGAAAGAUGAAUUUGAAAAAGUGGUUGAAGAAGAAAAAAAGGAACCUAUUGUUUCUCCCAUUAAGCCAUACAAGCCACCUGUUCCUUUUCCACACAGACUAGCACAGGCCAAGCUAGAGAAGAAAUGUGGGAAGUUCCUUGAGGUCCUGAAGAAGCUGCACAUCAACAUCCCUUUCUUGGAUGCUAUCUCAGAGAUGCCUUCUUAUGCUAAGUUCUUGAAAGACAUGCUAUCAAUAAGAGGAAGAUCGAAGAGAAUGCAACCGUUUCAUUAA